CUCUCCUCAUCCCCUCCGCUCUCUCUGGGAAGCACAUUGUUCAACGCGGGCACAUUAUAAGACCCAGGACCAAUGAAUGCCUUGGUGCAGUUUAGCUACUUAAAAUUACACAGUUUCUUACAGUGAAUAGGACGCAAAUACCUGAAGAAACGGGGAAAGAGACUCGGAAUAUUUUGUGGCUUUUUUCCGAUUUCAGCGGAGAAGCAAAACAAUUGAAAGAUUUUCUUCUUCCUCUCCGGUAGAAACGCCGCUCCUGUCGCCAAUAGACCUCUGCUUGUUCAGCGGCGGUUGUGUGUGAGUGUGUGGUUGAGCUGCAGCUGCGAACAUGACGGAGUAUAAGCUGGUGGUGGUGGGAGCUGGAGGCGUGGGCAAGAGUGCACUUACCAUACAGCUGAUCCAGAACCACUUUGUGGAUGAAUAUGACCCCACAAUAGAGGACUCAUACAGGAAGCAGGUUGUGAUCGACGGGGAGACCUGCCUGUUGGACAUCCUGGACACUGCAGGUCAAGAGGAGUACAGCGCCAUGAGGGAUCAGUACAUGAGGACGGGAGAGGGCUUCCUUUGCGUCUUCGCCAUCAACAAUACCAAGUCUUUUGAGGACAUUCACCAGUAUAGAGAACAGAUUAAACGUGUUAAGGAUUCCGAUGAUGUUCCCAUGGUCCUUGUGGGAAACAAAUGUGACCUCCCUGCGCGCACGGUGGACACGAGGCAAGCCCAUGAGCUCGCUCGCUCCUAUGGCAUCCCCUACAUUGAGACCUCUGCCAAAACACGGCAGGGAGUAGAGGACGCCUUCUACACACUGGUUAGAGAGAUCAGGCAGCAUAAGUUGAGGAAGUUGAACCCACCCGAUGAGAGUGGUCAAGACUGUAUGAGCUGUCGCUGUGUGGUGUCGUGAUGCAGCUCACUGCUACAUGUUGAGAAACGCUACGGCACAAAGUGGCAGCAUGGACUUAAGGACUGGAAGAUGAAACAACCCAACGAUGAAAACAAAAACUUUUCCAACAAAAGGAUGAUUGAAACAAAAGCCCUGACAGAAACCAUCAGGGCUGACUGAACUAUAGACUUGUAUGGAAAGGGGAAUAUUGGACUGUUGCCUAAGUGGCUAGCGGAACUCGCCUGGUCCAGCCCCAUCUUUUUUGUUGGUCCACAUCGACCUGUGAGCAACACCACUAAUGACUCUUUGUCAGCUGCAAUGUGGCGUCGCUGGGUAGCUCCACAACUUUCCUGCUAACUUAUUGUUUUCAGUCUCAACACUGGUAAUUGGGGGGGCGGGUAUCUCACCUCCGCCCUCCUUAAAAGCCUGAUUCCACUCCCCAUCCCCCACCUAGCUGCUGGAAGGAAUGAGUGACUUCAGUGGAAAGAACUGGAAUUGACUUUUAGUUAACCCAACACCUCUCAUGCUAACCCAUCCCAUUCCCGCUUCACCCUACCUGCCUUUGGUUUCUUUUGAAUGGCAAUGAAAUCCCUGCGCUCUAACUGGAUACAGGGGGUGGAUGCUGACAUGGGAAAGACGGAAUUUUUGUGGUG
Messenger RNA from Neolamprologus brichardi, 1527 nucleotides. It is a transcript of the gene hrasb, whose product is annotated as HRas proto-oncogene, GTPase b. Gene Ontology annotation, cellular component: membrane. Gene Ontology annotation, biological process: signal transduction. Lineage: Eukaryota; Metazoa; Chordata; Actinopteri; Cichliformes; Cichlidae. Gene Ontology annotation, molecular function: GTP binding; GTPase activity. The record is from RefSeq and is a predicted model, not a curated record.